Darwinula stevensoni is the source of this 597-nucleotide messenger RNA. The record is from the annotation of a GenBank genome assembly. Lineage: Eukaryota; Metazoa; Arthropoda; Ostracoda; Podocopida; Darwinulidae.
UUACUCUCUGAGGACGAUAUCUUCGCGAUAUCAGAGAAGCUGCCAGAUAUAUCCGAAAAGUGGGAAAAUCUUGGACGAGAGCUGGGAAUUGACGAGAUUACGCUUGACAGAAUCCUGCAAAUUAGCAAAAGCCGACCAACCUGGACUACUUACCUUCUACUGAGUGAGUGGAGGACCUCUUCGUCCCCGGACCGAUCGCCCAUAUUUAGAGUACUUCACGACGCCCUGCAGAGACAAGGCAUACAACUUGCAGCAGACCUCGUGGACCACUACUUCAAGAAAGAAAGCUGUAAAUUACUCUCUGAGGACGAUAUCUUCGCGAUAUCAGAGAAGCUGCCAGAUAUAUCCGAAAAGUGGGAAAAUCUUGGACGAGAGCUGGGACUUGACGAGAUUACGCUUGACAGAAUCAUGCAAAUUAGCAAAAGCCGACCAACCUGGACUACUUACCUUCUACUGAGUGAGUGGAGGACCUCUUCGUCCCCGGACCGAUCGCCCACAUUUAGAGUACUUCACGACGCCCUGCAGAGACAAGGCAUACAACUUGCAGCAGACCUCGUGGACCACUACUUCAAGAAAGAAAGCUUUCCUGGGAUGAGC